Molecule: messenger RNA, 852 nt
Organism: Ilex paraguariensis (yerba mate)
Lineage: Eukaryota; Viridiplantae; Streptophyta; Magnoliopsida; Aquifoliales; Aquifoliaceae
Source: the annotation of a GenBank genome assembly
AUGAGCUUGCCAUAUGCCACUCCAUUCUACAGUCAGAAUGGAACAAUCCAAGUGCUACUGCAAGGCAUUAACUUUGGUUCAGCAUUAGCUACAAUCAUAAACCCCAAAAGGCAAAGCCACCAGUCCCUUAACCAACAGCUCCGCCAGGCGUUUGAGACAGUUCAGCUAUUAGAGCUUCUGCUUGGACAAGAUAGUGCCAACCAUUUCAUCCAGUCUUCUCUUUUCUACCUCUCUUUUGGUAAAGAUGACUACAUAAGGCACUUCCUUGAUAAUUCAUCUGGCAUAAGUCUCAAGUACAAUGGUCAAUCCUUUGCUAAGAUUUUAGUUAACCAGAUGGGAAAUGCUAUACGGGACCUCUAUGACGUGAAUGUGAGGAAGAUUGUGUGCUUGGGAAUAUUGCCUUUGGGAUGUGCACCGCGUAUACUGUGGGAGAGGCAUAAUGACACGAUUGGAGCUGGUAACAGGGGUUGUGAGGAUGAGAUCAACAAGCUAGUUUUGCAGUACAACACAAUGCUAGAAGAGCAGAUUAUUGAUCUUAAUGCAGAGUUGUCUGGUGCACAUAUAAUUUUCUGUGAUGUAUACCGGGGCAUCAUGGAAAUCAUCACUAACCCUGAAGUCUAUGGAUUUGAGGAUGUGAGGAAUGCCUGUUGUGGUCUUGGUACAUAUGGGGGAGAGAGUGGGUGCCUCUCCACAGACAUGGCCUGCGACCAAGCUUCAACUCAUCUCUGGUGGGAUUUAUACAACCCUUCCCAAGCUGUCAACUCCUUGCUAGCCGACUCGGCCUGGUCUGGCCAACGAAUACCCGCCAUUUGCCGCCCUUUUACUGUCCAAAAACUGGUAUCUUAUAAAUGA